Schistocerca nitens (vagrant locust) is the source of this 3738-nucleotide messenger RNA. RefSeq names its product facilitated trehalose transporter Tret1-like. Gene Ontology annotation, molecular function: transmembrane transporter activity. Gene Ontology annotation, cellular component: membrane. The transcript is spliced from 5 exons. Bases 26 to 1471 code for a protein of 481 amino acids. Gene Ontology annotation, biological process: transmembrane transport. Lineage: Eukaryota; Metazoa; Arthropoda; Insecta; Orthoptera; Acrididae. The record is from RefSeq and is a predicted model, not a curated record.
GCCAUUAUACUGUGCGACGUUCAGAAUGCUGCGGUGUCGCGUUCCCCUGCAAUUACCAGCUGCCCUAGCAGCGUCGCUGGUGUACCUGGUGGCCGGCGUGUCCGUCGGCUGGAGCUCGCCGCUGGUGCCGCGGCUGCAGCAGAACACAUCGCACAUCGUCAUCACGGCGGAGGAGGGCUCGUGGCUGGCGUCGACCGGCGCGCUGGUGGCGGCGCCGCCGUCGCUGCUGGCCGGCGUGCUGGUGGACGUGGUGGGCCGCAGAAGGAUGCUGCUCGCCUGCGCCCUGCCCUUCCUCGUCACCGCCGUCUGGCAGCGCUUCGCCUCCUCCUUCUGGGAGCUGCUCGCCAGCAACAUCCUCUCCGGCGUUGCGGUCGGCUUCAUCGUCCCCGUGUUUCCUCUCUAUGUGGUGGAGAUAGCACAGGACCACAUCAGAGGGUUACUGGUCUCGCUUGGUCCGCUGAUGGCCGGUGUAGGCGCCUUCCUGAUGAUGAUUGUGGCUUCCUAUGCACCAUUCGACGGCGUGACGCAGUUCAUGAUGGCCGGCCCCAUCGUGUUUGUGGCGUCGUUCUGGUGGAUGCCGGAGAGUCCGUACUUCUUGGUUGCCAAACACCGCUCGCAGGAGGCAGCGCAGGCCCUGAUGCGGUUGCAUGGGAAAAGCUCGAAUAAAGAGGUAAUAGGCGAGUUGGAGGCCAUCCAGAGGGCCUUAGAAGAGCGCACCAAGAACGAGAUCAGCGCCGCGGACGCCUUUCUGGAACUGCGGAGGAACGGCGGCGCGCGGAGGGCCUUCUUGCUGUCGAUUACUUAUGUGAUCGUACUGGUGUUCGGAGGCAGCGUCACCAUAGGCGUGUACUCGACGCAGAUCUUCCAGACCACCGGCAGCUCACUAGACGCCAGCGUGUCGGCCAUCAUCCUCUCCGCAGUCCAGGUCGCCUUCGGCAUCCUCGGAGUCCUCCUCGUGGAUCGAGUGGGCAGGAGACCCCUCGUACUCUUCUCGUUCGGAGGCUGCGCUGUAGCUGUGGCAGCACUGGGAACGUACUUCUACUUGAUGGAUUUCGGCAAUAAAGGAACCGUCGACAGCCUCUUCUGGUUACCAUUGACAGCGCUCAUUCUAUACUACAUUUCCUACGACAUGGGAGGCAGCACAUUACUGUGGGUGUUGAGCAACGAGCUGACCCCCGCGUCCGUCCGAGGAUUCUCCAACUCCUGCGUCGGCACCCUGUUGUCGGUGCUGUCGUUCGGCAUCACCAAGCUGUUCCAAGGGGUCGAAGACUCCUUCGGAACCUACGUCCCCAUCUGGUUUUUCUCCAUAUCUUCGUUUGUCGGGGUCAUCUUUGCGUGGUUCUUCAUCCCAGAGACUAAGGGCCGUUCUCUGGAGGACAUCACUGCCGAGAUGAGCGCUAAAGCGGAAGGGCUCCAUCGUGAGUCCUUAACGCGGAAGACGAGCCUCGACGAUGUUAGUGCUCUGCAGUAAUUUUUACGAGAUGUACAUGUAAGACACCGAACCUGAGACAAGAAUCUUGAAUGACCUAUCCAAACAGAAUCAGUUCUGUUUAGAAGGAACGCCUAAGAAUGUGUUCCCAAACUCAACUCUAGCUUUUUUUGAGAUUUCUUUAAGAUCUGAAAAGGGAAUCUCCCCAUCGCACCCCCCUCAGAUUUAGUUACAAUUUGGCACAGUGGAUAGGCCUUGAAAAACUGAACACAGAUCAAUCGAGAAAACAGGAAGAAGUUGUAUGAAACUAUGAAAAAAUAAGCAAAAUAUACUAACUGAGUAGUCCAUGGGCAGCAUAGGCAACAUCAAGGAUGAUAUGAGCACAGGCGCGCCGUGGUCCCGUGGUUACCGUGAACAGCUGCGGAGCGAGAGGUCCUUGGUUCAAGUCUUCCCUCGAGCGAAAAGUUUACUUACUUUAUUUUCGCAAUGUUAUGAUCUUUCCGGUCGUUCAUUGACGUCUCUGUUCACUAUAAUAAGUUCAGUGUCUGUGUGUUGCGACCGCACCGCAAAACCGUGCGAUUAGUAGACGAAAGGACGUGCCUCUCUAAUGGGAACCGAAAACAUUUGAUCGCAAGGUCAUAGGUCAACCGAUUCCACCACAGGAAAACACAUCUGAUAUAUUCUACACGACACUGGUGACGGCAUGUGCGUCACGACAGGAAUAUGUUGUCGACCCACCUAACUUGCACACUUGGCGAAUGGGUAAAAAGAUUCCUCUACCUUGCCCGAUUUAGGUUUUCUUGUGGAUGUGAUAAUCACUUCCAAAAAAGUGAUGAAAACAUAAGAGUGUGUCACAUAAACUGCAACAAAUGAAUGCAACAGUUUCACAGUCGCACAGUUUUCUCUGUGCUCUGUCAAAACAUAUGUUUUUAACGUUUUCAAAUUUUUCCGUGUGUUGAUCGUCAAAUCCUGCAUAUGUCCAAGCAAAUCUGAAAAUUUCCUGGAAUUUUGGAGAGCGAAGUUGAUUAUGUGUGAGUGCCUGAAGUCUGAUAAUUGUCUGAAAAUAAAAAAUUUUCACUCGAGGGAAGACUUGAACCACGGACCUCUUGUUACGCAGCUGCUCACGCUAACCACGGGACCAUGGCGCUCCUGAGCGCACAUCGUCCUUGAUGUUGCCUAUGUUGCCCAUGGACUGCUCCGUUUGUAUAUUUUGCUUAUUUUUUCAUAGUUCCACACAACUUCUUCCUGUUUUCUCGAUUGAUCUGUGUUCAGUUUUUCAAGGCCUAUCCACUGUGCCAACUUAUAACUGAAUCUGAGGGGGGUGCGAUGGGGAGGUUCCCUUGUGAGUAAAGUGGCGGAUUAUCGUGCUGAAGGGCUAAGUGCCAGGUUUGCAUUAAGAGGGUUUUCUACUUCGUUAGAUGGAAUGUGAAGAUGGUUUUUACAUGCUGAAAGGUCACUCACUAAUGAUGGCCGAUGGUACGAAGACCAGAAGAUGGCACGAGAGAUUACUCCUAUGGCUUGUUCAUGCCAAAUGAGGUAUGUGUAGAAUGUGUCAAACGAGUUCGCUGUUCUGGACAUGGGGAUUAUACCCUUCCGCUAGCUCCUCCCGUUUUGUAGCCUGAUUCUUGCGUGUCUUUAUCGGCGGUUCAAUGGACAGCGAAAACAAUAUGAAUAAUUCAGCAAAGGGAAGUAACAGAAUAUCUGGAAGCGCUAAAGGAAAGCGUGAGCCAAGGUGAGGAAUCAUUUUCUUCCUGAUGAUGUUAUGAACACCAUAGAAACACGUCGCAAAAAGGAACCUGUUAAAGUUGUUCAGGUGAAAGACAUUUUAUGGAUUUUCAGCCAGCAGCUGGUAUGAUCAUUAUUACAAAUGACACUAACAGAAGAUCUGCCUCGUGGAUUAAAGCCGCCAACGUUUGUGUUAUUCAGAAAAAAAAAGACAUUUGGUGCAACUGAGAGAUGGGACAUGAGUACUGAAAAGAGGCCAGCGAUGUGAAGAUUCCAAUACGAUCACAUGCAAUGAGGUCACUGGUGCAAAAGGAUAGUAUUCAUAGAAGAAAAGAGAUCUCAAAAGUGUGAUGGAAUACCUGCCUAAGGUGUACAAAAACUUUUAAAGUGACCUGUGCCAAGACAAAACAGUAAAAUGAUUACUAGAGGUAGAAACGCCGCAAAACUUGUGUGAUGGACUUAUUAGCCCCUUUAGCAUUUCAGCGCAAAAUAUAUUCAAAAGUCAGUGUUUAUUUGUUAUUUUGGAUUGUUCCAAGUGAUAAAUAGCUUCCCCAAAGUCAAUGAUAUAAGUGUUAGUGUGAAGU